ACUUCCGGGUUUAUGCUGACGCGUCCCUCUUCUUCUCGUUCACCGACGUGUCAGACUUCUUUUUGUCCGGAGCUGAGCAGCACACCGCCGUCUCUCCGCAGAAAUGCCCGCCAAAGGAAGCAGCAAGCAGCAGUCGGAGGAAGACCUUCUCCUCCAGGACUUCAGCAGGAACUUGUCCGCGAAGUCCACAGCUUUGUUUUAUGGAAAUGCGCUCAUCGUCUCUGCCAUCCCCAUCUGGUUGUUUUGGAGGAUUUGGCACAUGGACCUCGUCCAGUCUGCAGUCCUGUACGCUGUAAUGACGCUGGUCAGCACCUACCUGGUCGCGUUCGCCUACAAGAACGUCAAGUUUGUGCUCAAACACAAAGUCGCCCAGAAACGUGAGGAUGCUGUCUCCAAAGAGGUGACCAGGAAGCUGUCUGAAGCAGACAACCGCAAGAUGUCACGGAAGGAGAAAGACGAGAGAAUCCUGUGGAAGAAGAACGAGGUCGCUGACUAUGAGGCUACCACCUUCUCCAUCUUCUACAACAACACUCUGUUCCUGGUCCUCGUCAUCAUCUCCUCCUUCUUCUUGCUCAAGAACUUUAACUCCACUGUCAACUACAUUCUGUCCAUCAGUGCCUCUUCAGGACUCAUUGCUCUGCUAUCCACCGGCUCAAAGUGAAACCGAAGAAAGUAAUUUGAUUUGAAGGGGUGGGACAGAGCUGGAGGGUCGUAAAAAGUCCACAGCGUAAUGUUUUUCAUUCGUUAGGAAAGAGGGUUUAUUGUGGAAUUGGAAUGUCACAUUUCAUGAUCAAAUGUCUGGAGGCUGUCUCCAGGUCAGCCUGUACUUUUUAUAACUAAUAAAACAACCAGGUUUGCUUGUUAA
Messenger RNA from Nematolebias whitei (Rio pearlfish), 865 nucleotides. It is a transcript of the gene ssr3, whose product is annotated as signal sequence receptor, gamma. The transcript has 5 exons. The record is from RefSeq and is a predicted model, not a curated record. Gene Ontology annotation, biological process: SRP-dependent cotranslational protein targeting to membrane. Gene Ontology annotation, cellular component: endoplasmic reticulum; membrane. Lineage: Eukaryota; Metazoa; Chordata; Actinopteri; Cyprinodontiformes; Rivulidae. Bases 104 to 661 code for a protein of 185 amino acids.